UAGUCCUUUGACCGCUAUAAAAUCAUCUCCGCCCCCAAUUCCAUACAAAACCCUAGCCCUAAAUUUUCCCCCGCCGCCGAGGAACACUCAGAUCUCCUCCGUCUCAGGGUUUCAAUGGCGAAGUCGAAGAACCACACGGCCCACAACCAGUCCUACAAGGCCCACAAGAACGGCAUCAAGAAGCCCAAGAAGCACAGGAACGCGUCAACCAAAGGGAUGGACCCAAAGUUUUUGAGGAACCAGAGGUACGCGAGGAAGCACAACAAGAAGAACGCAGAGGCUGGAUCCGAGCAAGAGGAGUAAAGAAUGAAUCUUUUUGUUACUUGAAGCUAGGGUUACGUUUAUGUUGUUUCAUCGUUAAUUAGAGUAUUAAGUGAUUUUAUGCUUGUGGUUUUAUUUUGAGAUGCUACUUCUAAUUAAGCUGUUAUUUUAGUAGUUACAUGAGUUUGGAUUAAGCCUAUUUGUUUUUA
Messenger RNA from Asparagus officinalis (garden asparagus), 470 nucleotides. RefSeq names its product 60S ribosomal protein L29-1-like. The transcript has 3 exons. Gene Ontology annotation, molecular function: structural constituent of ribosome. The record is from RefSeq and is a predicted model, not a curated record. NCBI's taxonomy places the organism in Eukaryota, Viridiplantae, Streptophyta, Magnoliopsida, Asparagales, Asparagaceae. The coding region runs from base 115 to 303 and encodes 62 amino acids. Gene Ontology annotation, biological process: cytoplasmic translation. Gene Ontology annotation, cellular component: cytosolic large ribosomal subunit; ribosome.